CGGAAGGCGCCCUCCCCGCCGCCUGGGCCCCGGCACCGGGUGCCGGGCCCGGGGUCCUUCCCGCCUCCUGCGGCCGCCGGCCGCUUUGUUUCCCCAGCCUCUGCGCUCCGGGCAACUCAAGAGGGGCUCCCGCCGAGGCUGCACAGGGCUCGCGGCGGCAGGAAGGGCGGCCGACCGCGCCGGGACUCACGGGGACCCAGGAGUCCGGCCGCCGAGAGGGCCGCGUGACGAGAUCGAAGAGGGACCCGGAGCUCCGUGGCCCACGGGUGCGGGCCGGGGGCGCUCGCGAGCAGAGACCUCCCCGUCGAGGGGGGGCGAUGUUCCCCUCGCCCGUGGGCUCUUCGGGCACUCAGGGCAUCCCGCCGCUGGGACCAGGGCCCCCUCAGUGGGCACCCCCCCGGAAAGUUCCAUGGAGACUCUGUGCCCCGCUCCCCGCCUCGCAGUGCCGGGGUCCCCGCGAGGGUCACCCUGCUCCCCCACACCCCGGAAGCCGCGUCGGGGGACCCAGGAGUUCUCUCCUCUGUGCCUGCGUGCCCUUGCCUUCUGCGCCCUUGCCAAACCCCGGGCGUCCUCUCUGGGCCUGGGGCCUGGGGAGCUGGCGCCGCGGGCUCCGGUGCUGCUGGGCCCUUGCGCCCCGCUGUGCACGGGCGGCAGGGCCCCGGAUGGCCUGAAGCACCUCGCGGGACAGGCCGGGCGGUCCAGCGAUCCCAACUCCCAGGCCCGCCAGGAUGCCGACGCCGCAGUGUGCCGGGGCCGCGGCGAGGAGGAAGAGGGCGGAGGCAGUUUCCCGCACUUCAGCGCUCGCUUCGGCGUACCUCCCGGCCACUGCCCGGCGCCCCGGCGCCCUCGGGAAUCUCCGACCAGCUCCGUCUCGGCUCCGCCUAGGCCAGCCCUGGUUCUCGACUCUCAGCCUGGCCCCGCCGCUAGCCCGCAUCAGGAGCCAGGUUCUUGGUCUCCGCCGCCACCUGCGGGCCUCUCCUCUGAGCCCAUGGGGCCUGGGGCCGCGCCGGAACCGCCCCCGCCGAACCAGACGGCCGCAGUCGAUGGAAACCCUCCGAAGGUCGCCCCCGAGGCACCGGCCUCCAGCCCCUCGACGGCCAGCGAAGCUCCGGCCGCGCCCGGCGAUCUCCGCCAGGAACAUUUCAAUCGUCUGAUCCGCCGCUCGAAACUGUGGUGUUACGCGAAGGGUUUCGCCCUCGACACUCCGAGUUUGCGCCGGGGGCCCGAGCGGCCCCCAGCCAAAGGGCCCGCCCGAGGAGCCGCCAAGAAACGCCGGCGGCCGGCGCCCCCCCAACGCAGCGCGCAGCCCCGCCGACCUACCCCGACGCUCCCCACCACGAGCACCUUCAGUCUCCUCGACUGCUUCCCCUGCCCCCCGGCCCUGGUGGUGGGGGAGGACGGAGACUUAGGGCCGGCAUCCUCGCUUCGCCUCCAGGGAGACGCUAAGCCCCCGCCUGCCCACCCGCUGUGGAGGUGGCAGAUAGGGGGUCCCGCUGUCCCUGAGCCCCCCGGCCUCAAAUUCUGGGGAAUCAACUUGGAGCAGCCCUGAGCGUGAGACCUCUUCUGCCAAGGGGGAAGAGUGGGGGCCACAGCCAGACUGCGGGCUCGAGAAUAGAACGUCAUUUCUCACCUUGCCUGUCCUCUUUAGGUUUUAUGGGCUGUGGUCAGAAGGACCUCAAAUGACAGUGAUCUUCAAGCACCUAACUGGUUGCAGUGACACCCCCUCCCCCUCAUCCUUUGGAGAAGAACCAAGGACUGGAGUCGGGAGAAGGCUUAACCGAAAAAGGCUUAAAGACGUAGAUUCCAAUCCCUCCCCUCUUCCAUCUCGGAUCUCUGGGGGCAGGGCCUUCACCCCAGGGGGAGUCGAGGAGGCUACAACUCAAAGAGGAGGAAAAAAAAGAGGGAGAGAGACCUUGGUGAUGGACAAACCGGUUGUUUCUGUGGGCGAGCCUGGGGAUGGGGUGGGGGCUGUGGUGGGGGUGGGGAGGUGAUUGGCAGCUCCCUGGGGGCAUCCUCUACCCCCACCAACCAGGCCUUUAACCCUUCACUCCCCUCAGGCCUUCCCUAGCCUCCAAGCACCACUGGGGUCCCUUCAUGGGGACCGAAGCAGCUUAGGUAAGGGUAAAAUCACCCUCUCCCGGUUCUUUUCCUAGGGUCCCCCAAGUCAGGUGACCCCUAGUUACGAGGUCUUCAUUCUCAGCCACCAGUCUUUCCCCUUUGUCCAGUUUGGGAGUUUCCUUCAGUAUUCCAUUUGCUUUCAGGUUAUAAGAUCUGAUGGGUAAAAGAGGACACCCCCACAACCCCCACCCCAC
Molecule: messenger RNA, 2312 nt
Organism: Dama dama (fallow deer)
Lineage: Eukaryota; Metazoa; Chordata; Mammalia; Artiodactyla; Cervidae
Gene: EPOP
Product: elongin BC and polycomb repressive complex 2 associated protein
Exons: 1
Coding region: 410-1549 (379 amino acids)
Biological process (GO): neuron fate commitment
Source: RefSeq, a predicted model, not a curated record